This is a messenger RNA of Onychostoma macrolepis, 1361 nucleotides long. RefSeq names its product RING finger protein 212B-like. The record is from RefSeq and is a predicted model, not a curated record. The transcript has 12 exons. Gene Ontology annotation, molecular function: SUMO transferase activity. NCBI's taxonomy places the organism in Eukaryota, Metazoa, Chordata, Actinopteri, Cypriniformes, Cyprinidae. The coding region runs from base 300 to 1013 and encodes 237 amino acids. Gene Ontology annotation, cellular component: synaptonemal complex. Gene Ontology annotation, biological process: homologous chromosome pairing at meiosis; protein sumoylation; reciprocal meiotic recombination.
GUGAAUUAGUUUAGUGACGCCUGCGCGGCUCAUUCGAGGCCGAGAGAGACAAUUUAUCACGAAACUCUUAACAACCGCCGGUAAAUUAUUCAGAUAAACGCCAUUCGUAAAAGUACAUUUUUAUCGCAGUAUAAACAAAUUAUUUUACCGCAAUCGACCAUUUGCUAGCGUUCCAAGUUACAGCAUGAUUAACGUUAGCAUGAAACGUGUUUUUCCAACAUACCGUGUACAUCUCUAAUGUUAAUGGUAUGUCACUUUAAUACUAAUUCGUUUUUGUAGGUGACCUAUUUUGUAGUGAAAUGAACUGGUUUCACUGUAACAACUGUUAUGUGAGGGAAGGGAAAAAGUUUGUUGUGUCCAGCUGUGGCCACAUAUUUUGUGAGAUUUGCGUAAAUACAAGUCAGUGCCGAGUUUGUCAUGCCAACUGUAACUACCUUCACAUAUCUGAUCAGAUGAAGCCACAGGAAAAGAUGUUUUUCAAUGAUCCAGUGAAACUUGUUCAGACUCGACUGGAACAUAUUGCACAGAUUGCUAUAUUUCAGAAAAGGCAGAAGGAGCGAGUCAUUGCAUUCUUAAGAAGCAGGUCUGUGGAACUGGAACGAAAGGUGAAAGAAGUCCGUGAUCAGUGCUACAGGCAAGUGUCUGAGCUGAAACAAGAGAACGAAGAACUAAAGAAGCCGCUUUCUCAGAGGAGGACAUCACCUGGGAGGUUUUCAAUUAAUGGAGGAACUCCAAGGAUGAUUCUUCCCGUAGCUGUCACAUCACCAGGUAUCACACCUCGCUCUAGAGCUGUCAGUUCGGGUGACACUUUGGAGAGGUUUAGACAUUCCAGACUCGGCAUGACAACACCCCCAGGGUCAUCCAUCUCUAUGUCAAGCAUGAGUUCAGUACAUGAACAUGGUUUCAGGACACCCAGCUCAGUUAACACUCCCACAAGGUCCCAACAUACAACCCCAAACAAUUUUCAGUUCCAGCUUCUGGCUAGGCCUACACUCCAGUCCCCAAGGCCAUAACCAAUAAUCAUUUGUAGCUAAUUCAGGUCAUUAGAAAGCCACUUUAUCACUAAUGCAUCCACAUCACCUAAAAGAUGAGUGAUCUACUUCAUCCAUCCUUCAUAGCAGUAUAUGCUAUUAUAUUGACAUUAAUUAAUUUAUUUGAAAAUGCUAUUUUUAGUUAGAUUAAAGAUGGCACAAAUAAAGGCUGUAUGGGCAAUAGAUAUUUUUCAUUUACAUUGGUCUCUCAGUAUCACAAGUAUUUUGCUCGUUUUUUGAAUGAGGUUAUUGUUAGAAUUGAAAUUACACGUACAAAAUGUAACUCGCUUUCAUUUUCCGAUGGAAAUGUAAUUGAAUUAAAAGAGAAAA